Drosophila elegans is the source of this 7914-nucleotide messenger RNA. RefSeq names its product fatty acid synthase (gene FASN2). The transcript has 8 exons. The record is from RefSeq and is a predicted model, not a curated record. Gene Ontology annotation, molecular function: oxidoreductase activity; fatty acid synthase activity; phosphopantetheine binding. Gene Ontology annotation, biological process: fatty acid biosynthetic process. NCBI's taxonomy places the organism in Eukaryota, Metazoa, Arthropoda, Insecta, Diptera, Drosophilidae. The coding region runs from base 551 to 7789 and encodes 2412 amino acids.
AAAAAUGUACAAAUAGGGGGGUGCCAAAUGCCCUGUCCUUCUCGCCGGCGCGUUUUCCAAUUGAUUUGUUCGAAGUUAGAGGCGAGUUUAGCAUGAAAAUGAAUUAUUCAGGGACUGGCGGUGGUGAUUUUGUUGUUUUUGUUGAAAUAAUUAGAUCGGUGAGUGGCUACGGCGAAAAUUAAAAAUGCGCCUUUUGGUGGCCACCGUUUCCCCCUGUUCUCGCGAACCAAAUAUAUAAAAGGAAUUCGGCUAGUGCAGUACUUGUUCAGUCUCUCUGCGGAACAAGUCGGAUCCAUACGUGCCACCAAAAGGAUAAAUAAACUCACUUUAACAUAAAAGGACCUGAUAUCCCAGCCAAUAUUCAUAUCCUGGCUACCUCCAACGGAAUACAACAAGGAUACGCGAUCAGUGAGCUAAUGUGAAAAAGGUGGCCGUUGAAAAGUGAUUUACCUUACCCAAAAUCAAACGUCUUUCCGAUUAAGUUUCACACGAAAUAUCUUUGUAUAGUUGAGCCAAAUAGAGACUGAGCCAAAAGAAAGCAAACGAAAGUAUGACCAAUAAGGAGAAAGCCCAGGAGGAUACGGCGGCGGGCGAAGAUGGCGACAUUGUGAUCUCUGGUCUGUCCGGAAAAUUGCCGGAGAGCAGUAACAUCGAGGAGUUUAAGUACAACCUGCUAAAUGGCAUCGACAUGGUCACAGAUGAACCGCGACGAUGGGAAGCAGGCAUCUAUGGACUCCCCGAGCGCAUGGCCAAAAUGAAGGACACCGAUCUGGAGAAGUUCGACGACAAGUUCUUCAGUGUCCACCAGAAGCAGGCGGAGCUUAUGGACCCGUGCAUGCGGAUGCUACUGGAGCUCACCCACGAGGCGAUCAUCGACGCGGGCAUCAAUCCCGCGCAGCUGCGGGGCAGCCGGACCGGCGUCUACAUUGGCCUGUCCUUCGUGGAGACGGAGCACGAGAUUCCCAACAUGGAGCCGAGCAGCAUCAAUGGCUAUUGCCUGACGGGAUGUGCACGGGCCAUGUUCGCCAACCGGAUCUCCUACACGUUCGACUUCAAGGGUCCCAGCUUCAUUGUGGACACCGCCUGCUCCAGUUCGCUGGUGGCCCUCAAUCACGCCUUUGCGGACAUGCGAGCUGGUCGCUGUGAUUACGCCCUGGUGGCGGGCGUGAAUCUCAUCCUGAAGCCCAUCUUUGCCCUCCAGUUCCUCAGGCUGGGCAUCGUGAGCCACGACGGCGCCUGCAAGACCUUCGAUGCGGCGGCCAACGGCUACGCCCGGGCGGACACCUGUGCCGUAGUCCUGCUCCAGCGGCGGCGGGAGGCCAAGCGGGUGUAUGCCAGCAUCCUGAACGUCCGCACCAACACGGACGGGUUCAAGGAGCAGGGCGUGACCUUUCCGGACGGACGCAUGCAGCAGGCCCUUCUGGAGGAAACGUACAGCGAGAUCGGCCUCAAUCCGGACGAGGUGGUCUACGUGGAGGCCCAUGGCAGUGGCACGCCCGUGGGCGACGACCAGGAGGCCAACAUGCUGGGCAACUUCUUCUGCCGUCCAUCGCGACCAAAUCCGCUCCUCAUUGGCUCCGUAAAGUCCAACAUGGGCCACGCGGAGCCGGCCUCUGGGGUGAGCGCGCUGGCCAAGAUGAUAAUCGCCAUGGAGGAGGGGAUAAUCCCAAAGAACCUGCACUACCGUACCCCGAAUCCUUCGGUUCCGGCUUUGGUCGAGGGCCGUCUCAAGGUGGUGGACCGGAAUCUGCCCUGGCAGGGUGGCAUCGUGGGCCUGAACUCCUUUGGCUUCGGUGGAGCCAAUGCCCAUGUGGUGCUCAAAUCACAUGCCAAAACCAAAGUUCCUAGGACAUCCUCAAUGGCAGCGGGGGCGGAGCCAUCCCUGAGACUAGUCAUCUGCUCCGGCCGCACGGAGGAGGCAGUGCAGCAGUUAUUGAAGGUGGCCACAGAGCAGCGUCACGACCAGGAGUUGCUGACCCUCAUCAACGACAUCCAUUCGCAUCCGAUUCCCCUGCAUCCCUUCAGGGGCUACGCUGUCCUCGGCUCCAGUGGAUCCGUUAAGGAGGAGGUGCUGCCAUACGAGGAGGAGGAGCGACCCAUUUGGUUCGUCUACGCCGGCAUGGGCAGCCAGUGGGCCAGCAUGGCCAGGGAUCUCAUGCAGCUGGAGGUGUUCCGAAAGUCCAUACAGCACUGCGCCGAGGUUUUGGCGAAGGUUGACUUUGAUCUUAUAGAUGUGCUGACCCGAUCAACGGAUAGUACCUUCGACAACAUGCUGUACUCCUUCGUCUCUGUGUCCGCCGUACAGGUGGCCUUGACCGAUCUUCUCCGGACGCUGGACAUCCGGCCAGAUGGAAUCGUUGGCCACUCGGCCGGUGAGCUGGGCGCCGCCUACAUGGACGGUUGUCUCACGGCGGAGCAAACGGUGUUGGCCGCCUACUGGCGUGGUCGUAGUGUCCUGGACACUCCGAAUUUGCCGCGCGGGAAGAUGGCAGCUGUGGGUCUCAGCUGGGAGCAGAUCGGUUCGCAUAUCCCAUCAGAUUGCUAUCCAGUGUGCCACAACAGCGAGGAUAACUGCACAGUGUCUGGGCCACCGGCCUCAAUGGAUGCGAUGGUGAAGAGGCUCACGGCGGAGGGCAUCUUUGUGAGGGAGGUGGGAUCCGGGGGCUAUGCCUUCCACAGUCCAUAUAUCGAAGGAGCAGCUCCCAUGCUACGCAAAAAUCUGGAGAAACUUAUCACGGAGCCCAAAAAGAGAAGUCAGCGAUGGCUGAGCACCAGCGUCAAAGAAACGGAUUGGGGAACCAAGAAGAACCAUCUCGCCUCCGCUGACUACUUUAUAAACAACCUGAUCUCGCCCGUGCUCUUCCACCAAGCCAUAAAGAAGAUCCCACAGAAUGCCCUGAUUGUGGAGAUUGCACCCCACGGACUCUUCCGGGCGAUUCUCCGCUCCCUGAGUCCGCAGAUCAGCUAUGUGAGCCUCAUGCAGCGGGGUCAUGCCAACAACUUUGAGUUCCUCUUGAGCCAGUUGGGCAGACUCUACGCCGCCGGCGGACAUCCUCAGAUCCUGAAGAUCUCGCCGGCUAUUAACUAUCCCGUUUCCCGGGGCACACCUAUGCUGGCCUCACUGGUGGGCUGGGAUCACUCGCAAAAGUGGAACUACCCCAAGUUUAAGGGUGGACGGCAAGCUGGUCAACUGAGUGUGGAACUGGAUUUGGGCAAGGAGGAAAAUGCCUAUCUGGCGGGACACACGAUCGACGGCAGGAUCCUGUUCCCGGCCACCGGCUAUAUGACCCUGGCCUGGAUGAGUCUCGCUCAACAGCAGGGAUUGGACUACCUGCGCACGCCCGUGCUCUUCGAGGAUGUGGUCUUUCAUCGGGCCACGAUCCUUGGAAUGAGCACUGUGGUGAAAUUAACACUCAACUUCUUUCCCGGCAGCAGUGCCUUUGAAAUCUGCGAGGGCAGCAGUCUGGUGGCCUCGGGAAAAAUCCGUCUGGUGACCAAUGUGCAGCAGGAGCAGCUUCAACUGGCAUCACUACCGGGUACAGCUGGCUCUAACAAACUUAGCACCAAGGAUAUCUACAAGGAGCUAAGGCUGAGGGGCUACGACUACAGUGGUGUUUUCCAGGGCAUUUUAGAGUCGGACAUUGCGGCGGUAACGGGUCGCCUGCAGUGGGCGGAUAACUGGAUCAGCUUUAUGGACACCAUGUUGCAGUUUCGCAUCCUGAGCAACGACAUCCGUGAGCUGUACGUUCCCACUGGAAUCGAGAGGGCCCUGAUCGAUCCCCUGAAGCAUCUGGAGCUGGCCAAGAAGCACCAGCAAAAGCUGACCGUCAACUGGCACCGCAACAUAUCGGUGGUGAAGUGUGGUGGCGUUGAGAUCCACAAGAUGAAAACCGCUCAGACACAGCGGCGAUCUGGCGGCCAGUCUGCGCCCAGCUUGGAGCGUUAUAGAUUUUGGCCACAUUUCCAGCACUUGGGUCAGCGGGAGGACCAGCAGAAGUCAAGGAGCACGGCCCUGGCGGUGGCCAUUCAACUGGUGAUCGAGAAUAGUGGUGGUGCUGUGAAGCUGAAGGGCGUGGAACUGGCUGGAACCCGAAGCAGUUUGGAUACUCUGAGUGCUCCGCAGCUUCUAGAACUAAUCGAACGUGAACCCAUUCUGGUAGGUGACUUGGCGGUGAUCACCACCUCCUCGCAUGAAUCGGAGCUCAGGGAACAGCUCAAGGAACAGGGCAUAAGGGUGAUGGCCAAAGAUAUCUCAGCAGGGGCCGUGGAGCAGCAGUGCCAUUUUGUCCACUCUGUAGACAUUCUGGCCAAAAACUCUCUCAAGGAUCUGCAGCACUGCUUGGAUAGCCUCAAGUCCGAGGCGGGCUUUCUGCUCCUGGAGGAGACGGCCAGCAGGUAUAACAUAAUUGGUAAAGAGAAGUUGAGCAAACUGAAGUUGGUGCCUGUUUUCGAGCAGUUCUUUGGCACAGAUCGAGUUCUUGUCCUGGCCAGAAAGCCACCGAGUGUUAGUCCCACUCAAUGCCUAACCCUUCAACUGACCAACAGGAAAUUUAAGUGGGUCAACGAACUAAAGAGUGCUCUGGUCAAGGCCCAGGCUGACCAGAGGAAUCUCUACUUGGUGGCACAAGGAGAACCCAAUUCCGGAGCCUUGGGCCUAAUGAACUGCCUGAAGCGGGAGGCAGCAGGGAACUGCCUUCGCCUUUACUUCAUCCUAGACGAAGGCCUGCCACCAUUUUCCCUGGCAGAACCAUUCUACGCCGAUCAGUUGGCCAAGGAUCUGGUCAUCAAUGUGUACAGAAAUGGCAGCUGGGGCAGCUACCGUCACCUGAAGAUGGAAGCCCAGCCGCCUCUGCUGCCCGUGGAGCAGGCCUAUGUGAAUACCCUGGUCAAGGGGGAUCUCUCCUCGCUCCGCUGGAUCGAGAGUCCGCGUCCGAGUGCCAGCCAGUCGCUCUUGGAACCCUGCACCGUUUACUAUGCCCCGCUCAAUUUCCGCGAUGUUAUGCUGGCCUCGGGCAAACUGGGAGUGGAUGCCCUGCCCGGGGACUUGGCCCAUCAGGAUUGCGUGCUUGGACUUGAGUUCGCUGGCAGGGACUCGCGUGGCCGUCGCGUCAUGGCCAUGGUCACUGCCAAGUCACUGGCCACCAACUGCCUGGCCAACAAGAACCUGCUCUGGGAAAUCCCUGCGAAGUGGACCAUGGAGCAGGCUUCGACGGUGCCCUGUGUCUAUGCCACCGUUUACUAUGCCCUGGUGGUAAGGGGACAAAUGCGGAAGGGUGAGAGGAUCCUCGUUCACGCCGGCUCCGGAGGAGUGGGUCAGGCGGCCAUCUCGGUGGCUCUCGCCCACGGACUGACCGUCUUCACCACCGUGGGUAGCAAGGAGAAGCGCGAGUUUCUGCUGAAGCGAUUCCCUAAGCUGCAGGCUCGUCACAUUGGCAACUCCCGGGACACCUCCUUUGAGCAACUGGUCAUGGGUGAAACCCAUGGCAGUGGAGUGGAACUGGUGCUCAAUUCCCUGUCCGAGGAGAAGCUGCAGGCCUCCAUUCGCUGCCUGGCUCUAAACGGACGCUUCCUGGAGAUCGGCAAGUUCGACCUGAGCAACAACACCCCGAUGGGCAUGUCCGUGUUCCUCAAGAACACCUCCUUCCACGGCAUCCUGCUGGACAGUGUGAUGGAAGGCGAGGAGCAGAUGCAGCUCACGGUGGCCAAGUUGGUGGCGGAGGGCAUUGAGAGUGGUGCAGUGCAGCCACUGCCAACUACGGUCUUUGCGGAGCAGGAGAUCGAGAAGGCGUUCCGUUUCAUGGCCUCUGGCAAGCACAUUGGCAAGGUGGUGGUCAAAGUGCGCCUGGAGGAGGAGCAGUCGGCAGCUCUGCCGCGUCUCCGCCAGAUUGAGGCCAUCCCACGAUCCUACAUGCACCCGGAAAAGAGCUACAUCUUGGUCGGUGGCCUCGGGGGAUUCGGUUUGGAGCUGGCCAACUGGCUGGUCUCCCGAGGAGCUCGCUUCCUGGUCCUGAGCUCACGAUCCGGGGUGAAGAGCGGCUAUCAAGCUCUGAUGAUUCGUCGCUGGCAUGACCGGGGUGUCCAGGUGCAGAUCGAUACCAACGAUGUGACCACGGCUGUAGGCUGCCAGCGGCUCUUGGCGGUGAGCAAUAAACUGGCCCUGGUUGGAGGCAUCUUCAACCUGGCGGCUGUGCUACGCGAUGGCCUCAUCGAGGAUCAGAGUGCGAAGAACUUUGAGAAGGUGACGGCACCGAAGUUGUUGGCCACUCAACAUCUGGACAAGAUCUCGCGGGACAUUUGCCCCGCCCUGGAGUACUUUGUGUGCUUCUCCAGCGUGUCCUGUGGCCGGGGAAACCUGGGUCAGACCAACUACGGUCUGGCAAACUCCACCAUGGAGCGGAUCUGCGAGCAGCGGCAGGAGUACGGAUAUCCGGGCACAGCCAUUCAGUGGGGAGCCAUCGGCGACACCGGCCUGAUCAUCGAGCACAUGGGCACCAACGAAACGGUGGUGGGCGGCACUCUGCCGCAGCGGAUGAACAGCUGCCUGGAGACGCUGGACCUGUUCCUGCAGCAGCCCCAUCCCGUCAUGGCCUCCAUGGUGGUGGCCGAGAAGCGCAAGUCGGAGCAGGCCAACCGGAUGAGUCUGAUCGCCACCAUAGCGAACAUCAUGGGGCUGCGGGAUGUGAAGAGUGUCUCCGAUAGGACAACCCUCUUCGACCUCGGCAUGGACUCGCUGAUGAGCACGGAGAUCAAGCAGACUCUGGAGCGGCACUUUGACCUGGUUCUGAGCGCCCAGGAGAUCCGUCAGCUGACCUUCAGUGCCCUGCGGCAUAUCGACUCCCAAGAGUCCAGGGAAUCUGUCUCCUCCAAGUCCACCGUAGCCAAUUCAACCACUGCACCGACUCCAUCCAAUGGACUGGCCCGCGUGGAGGUGCAGCCACAGAGCGAUGAGACGCGCAAGGUAUUCGCCAAGGAAGUAUUACCCCAGGAGGUGAUGGUCCGCCUCCGAUCGAAGGCGCCGUUGGCCAGCGAGGAGCCGGCCGUGUUCUUCCUGGCCCCCAUCGAGGGCUUUACCAUAGCCGUGGAGGCGCUGGCCUCCUCGCUCACCUGCCCCGCCUACGGGCUGCAGUGCACGGAGCACGUGCCCCUCGAGUCCAUUGAGGCCUGUGCCGCCUACUAUCUCCACCAGAUCCAGAAACUGCAGCCAUUGGGACCCUACCACAUCGUGGGCUACUCCUACGGCUGCCUGCUGGCCCACGCCAUCGGGGUGGCGCUGGAGCAGCGCCGCUUCGGCGUCAAGGUCAUUAUGCUGGACGGAGCGCCCACCAUGGCCAGCGGCUACGUCCAGGAGGCCAAGAAGCAGACGGACGACCUCAACCGCCAGCAGUCCAUGACUCUGGCCUACUUUGGCGCCCUGCUCGCCGAUGUGGACUACAACCAGCUGCUCCAACUGCUCGAUGGAGUGCUGACAUGGCCCUCCAAGCUGGACAAACUGGCCGACACUCUGGCCGAGCACACGAUGCAAACCAGAGAAGUGAUCAAAAAAGCCGCCUGUAUGUUCAAACAGAAGCUACUGCUUUCUGAAAGUUACAAGGGCGCCAAGCAGCUGCACAGCGAUGUGGUGCUGAUCAAGUCAGCGGAGCACAAUGCGAUAAUGGCUCAGGAUUAUGGCCUCAAGGAGAUUUGCAGUGCCCAGAUCGAUAUGCAUGUGGUGGAGGGCACACAUAGGACUUUCCUCAAGGAGCCGCUCACUCUUCAGAUCAUCGAACGCGUCCUGAGAAAGCGUCCCUAGUGGACGACCUGUAGCUCUUAGUCCUAUUAAUACGAUUAUGUUGAUGAUUUAUUCUGUAGCUCCUAAAGUAUCCCCUAACCAUGCCCAAUACACGUAGCAAUCUCGUAUUGAUUGUUUAAGCAUAA